AUGUUCAACAUCAUAUCAUGGAGUAUAAAGGAAUUGAUGUGCUAUCUUUUGCUAGUACAUUUUAUAUAUGAAUCCCAGUUUACCCUAUAUAAGCCCUUGAAGUGCCUGCCAGGGAACUAUAAGUCUUCUUCAACCUCAGAAGAUCCAGAUUCUGAAGGGAAAUCUGAGCAACACCUUGAGACCUCUACUCUCCUUUCAAAAUAUCUACAAGGUAGAGAUGAUGAUAUCUUGGUAUCAGAUCCCAGUAUUAGCCAAGAGGCCGUACUUCCAACAAAACAAUGGAGGACAAAACAGAGAGAAUUUGACAGGAAGAUACCAGUUGGAGAAAGCAUUCUACAAGAACUACAGAGUUUGUAUGGGAUGACUCGUCAUGAAGCUGUCACCACAGUUCAGUCCCCUAGGUUUUUUCUUGUAGCUGAUGCCGUUAUCAGUAACACGAUUCACACUCUCAAAGAGUUUGACAUAACAUCAAAGCAGCUUCAACGGAUGCCCUGGAUUCUUCUGCAGACUGCUGGUGAAGUAUCAUCUAAAAUAAGUAUACUUUCUGGGCCAUACUUAUUUCAAAAUUACUUUGAUGGACUUGGAUUUUGUUACUUUCCUCUUCACAAAAUACGACAGUACCAAAAGCUGUUUGAAUCAGAAUGGGAAGAAGUCCCCCAUCAUAAUAACAGGAUUUACUAUAUUGCGGACCGAUUAAUGGUACCAGUUGAUCACCUAACAGAUAAAAUAGUAAAAGUGCAUCGACUACUCUCAAUAGAUUUACAUCGUAUUGAAGUGUAUAUAGGACUCCUAAAUAAAUACAAUAUUCAGCGAGAAGACAUUCUGAAUGACUUGUGGAUUUUUUUUAAUAACAUGGACAUAGCUGAGAGAAGAUUGCAAGCAGUUAUAAGAGCUGGAUGCAAGAGACCAAAGCUGUGGAUGUGUCGUUGUACUGAAGAAGUUUUUGAGAGGACUCUCAAUAGAUAUCAGUCUCAGAAGGAUGUUCUUGGUGAAUGCAGAUCUCUUGAGGAGUAUUUGAUAAUGCGGUUAGGAUGUAGUUUAGAAGAUCUCAGGGAACAAGGGGAAUUUGACCAUACCUUAAGAAGAAUGAAUGUUCCAAAACUGAAGAAAAUGAUAGACAUGCUGUUGCAAGAAGGUUUCUCUACUAAACAGAUUCUACAUUCUCUACGACUGAUGAAAUAUUCAGAACACCGAACAAGAACAAGGAUUCAACGCUUAAAGGAUUUGGGAGUUACAAAAAUUAUUCCCAGCACUCUUUACAAGAGUCCUCGAAGUUUUGAAUCUUAUUGUAACACUCUUGAGGAGAAAGAGAAAUAGGGAGGUAGAUGAUGUAUAAGUAUGUAUAUACGUAAUAUAAAACAUAUAAUUUUUCAGUGAAAUUUUAUUUAUUGUAGUUUCAGACCAUGAUCAAAUGCAUUCAAUAAUGAAGUAUUAAUUAAGAAAGCUUGUGAAAAUUUCAGAAUUGAUUUCUUAAUCAUGACAAAGUUUUCAAGUAAUUUAUAUUUUUUCCUAACAUACAAACCUGAGGUCUUUACAUAUAUUGCAAGCUGGAAUCAGUUAUCUCAUGCAUCAUUUGUCUCCAAGAUCUUUAAGGCCCCUCUUACAUUGCUUUUUAGCUGUAUUGUAGCAUACAUUUUGUAAAAUAAAGCACCAUUAAAAAAGAUGAAGUCUGCUAAAAGGAAAAUACCUUGAAUAGUUUACCAGGAAAAUGUAAAUCACUCUACCAAAUUAGAAUUUCUAUACUUUUUGAUAUGUGAGAUUAUGAUUCAUACAUUGAAAAAAAACUUGGAGGUUAAUAAAAGUAAGCAAAGUAAA
Molecule: messenger RNA, 1815 nt
Organism: Macrobrachium nipponense
Lineage: Eukaryota; Metazoa; Arthropoda; Malacostraca; Decapoda; Palaemonidae
Gene: mTTF
Product: transcription termination factor, mitochondrial-like
Exons: 9
Coding region: 1-1317 (438 amino acids)
Biological process (GO): termination of mitochondrial transcription; regulation of DNA-templated transcription
Cellular component (GO): mitochondrial matrix
Molecular function (GO): double-stranded DNA binding
Source: RefSeq, a predicted model, not a curated record